GUGAAGACCAAGUAUUAUUUUGUAAUUUAGAAGACAGGUAUAAUAUUAUUACAUAUGCAAGUAUCUAGCUUUAUUAUCUAUGUGCCAUAAAAUAAUAAUGAUCAUUCUAGUUUGAUGUCACCGGAAUCAAUUGUAUCAACUCGAUUAUAAGUUAAAGUUCAUUUAAUCGUUUAUCGUCACAUCACAGAUAUCUUAUUGUCGUUGCGUAAUUUCGCGCGGUGACGUCACGAUUGAGUGCACUAUAUACUGCUGUUGUACGAUUCUAGCUGCGGUUAUGUCGGCAUGUUGAAUUGUCUAUGCGGCGAAUGCGGAUGUAUUUACGUUAAGUAAGUUACAAAAGUAAUAAGUCUGUAAAAUUUGGGACAACACAAUUUGGAGUUUGGCUCGCAAAGGUAUCGAUAACGACAACAAAUGCUCCCGUCAAAGGUCACGUUUCUUGUCAGAAAUAUCGUAGCCGGUGUUCAAUAUGAAUCACGACACGCUGCUGUUCUCCCACGUAAAUUCCUGCAAAGCAAUACGUCACUGUUUUCAACAACAAUGCGACAACAAAAUGAGCAGCAACAAGAUGCCGUUAAGGAAGAAUCGUCCUCGCUCUCGACACACACGGGUACACCGGAUAAAUUGUAUAAGAAGAUUGAGAUUGAGGUCAGGGGAAAUGAACCAGCUGUGUUGAAGAGUUACGGGAUGUUUGCAGUGAUGGCUGCGAACCAUUUAAAAAUCCACGUAGCCAGGAAUACAGCGCCGCGCAAAGCUAUUCACGAACGAUGGACGGUACUGAAAUCAGCUCAUGUUCACAAGAAACAUCGUGUUCAAUACGAGAUCAGAACUUACUAUCGUUAUCUCGACUUCCUGAGGUUAACUGGAUCCACGGCGGAUACUUUUCUGGAGUACCUUCAGAGGAAUCUACCGGAGGGAGUGGCGAUGAAAGUGACCAAGACUGAGUUGGAGAAGUUACCAGAGAGUAUAGCUGCGAUGUCUCAAACGUGAUGCGAGUACUUGUGAGCAAUUCUUUAUAUCGUACAGCUUGUAUCGUGUACAUAGUUCAUUUAUUUGCAAGUUAAUCGCGUUGAAGAUUCCAUCAAUCCGUAUUUCUCUCGUCUCUCGAUGUCAAUAGCGAUACGAAUAAAGACACCGCUCGACGAA
Molecule: messenger RNA, 1143 nt
Organism: Dinoponera quadriceps
Lineage: Eukaryota; Metazoa; Arthropoda; Insecta; Hymenoptera; Formicidae
Gene: mRpS10
Product: 28S ribosomal protein S10, mitochondrial
Exons: 5
Coding region: 412-987 (191 amino acids)
Cellular component (GO): mitochondrial small ribosomal subunit; mitochondrion
Source: RefSeq, a predicted model, not a curated record